UUUGAAUUUCAUUUUUAAAUUCCUUUCAAUUAUGUCUUGUUAUUAUUUUUUAGUCAAUUAUAUUAUUAUAUAGAAAUUUGAAUAUUAUUAUUGGUGUUUUUUUUUUAAAAUGAGUUCCUUUGAUUUGAAAAAUUCAAAAAAAGAUUUUGUGUGGAAGUAUGUUAUUGAAGUUGCCGGGGAGCAAUAUUUAAGAUGUAAAUUUUGCAAUCAAAGAUGCACGGGAGGGGUGAAUAGACUCAAGCAUCACUUAGCCGGAACUCAUCAUGGUAUGAAACCAUGCAACAAGGUUAGUGAAGAUGCUAAAUUGGAAUGCAAAGAGGCAUUGGCCAAUUUUAAGGAUCAAAAAACGAAAAGAAAUGAAUUGUUCCAAGAAAUUGGUAUGGGUCCAACUUCAAUGCAUGAGAGUGCCUUGUCUAAAACAAUAGGGACAUUAGGGAGUGGGAGUGGGAGUGGGAGUGUAAGUGGGAGUGGGGAACCUAUUCCUAGGGGACCCAUGAAUAAAUUUACCACUUCACAACCUAGACAAACUACUUUGAAUUCAAAGUGGAAGCAAGAAGAAAGGAAGGAAGGAAGUGUGUAGAAAAAUUGGUAAGUUCAUGUAUUCAAAAGGUCUCCCAUUCAACACUGUGAAUGAUCCUUAUUGGUUUCCUAUGAUAGAUGCUGUUGCAAAUUUUGGGCUCGGGUUUAAGCCUCCAUCUAUGCAUGAAUUAAGGACAUGUAUUCUUAAAGAAGAGGUGAAUGACCUAAGUAUCAUUAUGGAAGAUCAGAAAAAAGCUUGGAAACAAUAUGGAUGUUCAAUUAUGUCAGAUGGUUGGACAGAUGGAAAGAGUAGGUGUCUUAUCAAUUUUUUGGUGAAUAGUCCUGCUGGCACUUGGUUUAUGAAAUCAAUUGAUGCUUCUGAUACAAUAAAAAAUGGGGAAUUGAUGUUCAAAUAUCUUGAUGAGGUGGUUGAAGAAAUUGGAGAGGAGAAUGUUGUGCAAGUCAUCACUGAUAAUGCCUCUAAUUAUGUGAAUGCUGGAAUGAGGCUUAUGGAAAAAAGGAGAAAAUUGUGGUGGACUCCUUGUGCUGCUCAUUGUAUUGAUUUGAUGUUGGAGGAUAUUGGAAAGUUAAAUGUUCAUGUUACUACACUAUCUCGAGUUAGGCAAGUAGUGAAGUUCAUAUAUGGGCAUACUUGGGUUCUUAGCUUGAUGAGAACAUUUACAAAAAAUCAUGAACUGCUUCGUCCAGCAAUUACACGAUUUGCUAUUGCAUUUCUUACUCUCCAAAGUCUUUAUAAGCAAAAGCAAGCUCUUAUAGCAAUGUUCUCUUCAGAAAAAUGGUGUUUAAGCACAUGAGCUAAAAAGGUAGAAGGUGUGAAAACUCAAAGUACAGUGUUGUUUGAUCCAAAUUUUUGGCCUCAUGUUGUUUUUUGCAUAAAGACCACUGUUCCAUUAGUUAGUGUCUUGAGAGAGGUUGAUUCAGAGGAAAGACCAGCCAUGGGUUAUAUUUAUGAGUUGAUGGAUUCAACUAAGGAGAAGAUUGCAUUUAAUUGUCGGGGUGUGGAGAGAAAAUAUGGCCCAAUUUGGAGAAAAAUUGAUGCAAGAUGGACUCCGCAACUUCAUCGACCUUUACAUGCAGCGGGUUAUUAUCUUAAUCCUCAAUUGCGGUAUGGAGAUAAGUUCUUUAAUGCUGAUGAGGUGAGGAAGGGAUUAUUUGAAUGCAUGGAUAGGAUGUUGGAUUAUCAAGAACGUUUAAAAGCUGACAUUCAGUUGGACUCAUAUGACCAAGCAAUGGGUGAAUUUGGGAGUCGUAUUGCAAUUGAUUCUCGAACAUUAAGAAGUCCUACAAGUUGGUGGAUGCGUUUUGGGGGUUCAACACCGGAGUUGCAAAAGUUUGCUAUUCGAGUCCUUAGCCUUACUUGUAGUGCUUCGGGAUGUGAAAGAAAUUGGAGAACAUUUGAGUCGAUCCAUACAAAAAAAAGAAAUACACUUGAACAUCAAAGGUUGAAUGCUCUAGUGUAUGUAAGAUACAACACUAGAUUGAGAGAGCGAAGUCUACAAAGGAAACAAAAUGUUGAUCCGAUUUUGGUAGAGGAGAUUGAUUCGGAUGAUGAAUGGAUUGUGGAGAAAGAAGAUCCCCUCCUCCCCCUUAAUCUUUGUUGGCUUCAAGAUAAUGAGUUAUUCAGUGUUGAUGCCAUUAGAGCUGUGUCAUCGAACUCCCAAGAGACUGAAACAUCAUCGGAUCACAUGGUUUCUUCACAUUCCUACAAAAGGAAACAUAAUGAAGUACCAAGUACAAGUGGAGGCAAAGGCAAAGAGAAGGAGUUGAAUUUGACACCAAUUGAUGAAGAUGAAGAUUUACAUGAAAUGGGGAUACAUGAUAGUGGACAUUUUCCUACUAUUGAUACAUUGGAUGAGGAUGAUGAUGACCUUGAGGAUGAGGAUUUAAGUUGAAACAAUUGACUCUAGUUGUUAUUUUAUGACUUAGUUAUGGAUUUUUUGUAAAAGUUUAGAACUAUUAUUAUGGUUGACUCUAUUUUUUAUUUCAUGACUUAGUUAUGGUUUUUUGUUAAAGUUUGAAACUAUUAGUAUAGUUGAAUCUAGAAUCUAUUUUAUGACUUUGUUAUGGUUUUUUUGUGAAAGUAGGGUACUAGUAUGCUUUUUUUUUUUUAUGAUUCUAAUGAAUUGUUUUCAUGUUUCUAUUUAUGCUAUUUUAUUUUAUAUAUUUAAAAAUAUUAAUUAAUUAUAUAAUGUGAGGCUCAAAAAGCUUACGCCUCAACGCCUCGAGGCUUACGCCUCGCCUCGCCUCACAAACACAAAAACGUAUCGCCUUACGCUUUCGCCUUUAAAAACUUUGGUCCUAUUAGGGAAGAGAGUUAAAAGAGUCUAUAAAGGAAAUCUGAGAACCAGAAUUCUAAUAUAAGUUUUUAGCAACUAUUAUCCUUCCUUUGAGGGUGCAAAUGCCUUCUUUCUGGAGUGUGAUUGCUUAGUGUACCUUAUGUGUGAUUGUCAAGGAUGUUUCUUUUUAUUCCUUUUCUUUUGUUUCUUUGAUUUCUCAUAUCAUUAUAAAACAAAGAAACAAUUUCUAUAGUGCUGAAACUUUUAUCAUCACCAAAUUUGAUAUCAGAGCCUAAAAUAGCACUAUGAUAACUAUUUUUUUUUUAUCAAACCACUAUGAUAACCAUAGGUGGUCUAAGUUUUAGGUGAUGAUUUUUCUCUGCAUGAUUAUGGGGAAGGUUGAAGGGAGCAUGUGUGUUGGGUAGAAAGCGGAGCAACGACUUGGUUCAACUCUCUCUCCUAUCUUGAAAGACCUUGAACUACUCUCUUAGAUAUGGCAAAUGAUGUCAUGGAGCUAGAUUGGCAUGAGAGACAUGAUAAACAUGGCAUGAUUGGUGAUAUUACAAAGAAAGUAUGUGUAAAGUAAUAGAUUUUGCUGGAAAAAUUAAUUUACAGCCUUUUCAGAUUUGUUAGCUACCUUGGAGAGGUACUUUGAUUGGUAUGAUAUGAUGGAUAAAAAGGCAGGUUCAAUUUGCUAUUAUGAAACUCAUUAAACAAGUUCAAAUUUAGUGAACAGGUGAGGUGAACAAGUCUAAAAUUUUGGGAUAGCCAUGAAAUAUUCAUUGAGUUGAGAUGAAAUAGAAGUUAAAACAAAAAUACAUACCUAACUUAUGAUUAGCAAGAUGAUUUUUAUGAUUAAAUGACCACUCUUAAGAAAGGAGACAUGAUAACUGAUCGAGUAUAUGGACAAGUUUAAGGAGCUGAAAUUCUGUAUAAGUUGAAUAUCCAUGGCAAACUCUUUAUCAAUUUAAUACCAGAUUGAGGGAUGAAAUUCACAGCUAAAUGGUAACACAUUGUCUCUAUGAUGUUGACAAAGUGUUCCAAUUGGCUUUGAAGGUAGAAAAGUAUCUGCAACAGCCACUAACUAGAAGGUUUUCUACCCUAGUUAGGGAGUACAAGUACUAGAAAAUAUGAUGAAAAUGGGAGAGCACUGAGAACAACUACAAUGUAGGCUGGCCCUAAAGUUAAUAUUGCAGCUGAUUCAAAAAAUAGAGCUUCUACGAUGAUCAACAGCUAGACAACAAAGUCCGUUGCUUUAAAUGUAGAGAAAAGGGAACUAUGCAUGACAAUCCCAAAAAGAAAUUUGUACAUUGAUGCCAAGACAAGAGAUCACAAGAAUGAAUAAUGAUGAAGCGGAUGACUCCUCAAAUGAGAUUAGGGCUUUGCUAUCUUUGCUUACAUCUAAAAAGGAUUACAGUUGUUGUUUACGUGUUUGUAUCCAUGCAUUAAACAAGAGUACAAUCAAAUGCAAGUUUCUAAUACCUAGAUUUCAUGAUAUCUUGGGUACGAUGGCAGGUUUUACAAUCUUCUCAAAGAGUGACAUGAAGAGUGGCUACAGUUAAGUACAUAUAAAGGCUUGGAGCACCAUUUCAUGACCAUUAUAAUGGCAUUAGGUGCAUUAGAGAGAUCAAAUGACAUAACCAGCCACUCAUGGAGACCAUCCUUUAUCAUGACCCUCAUAAAGGUGUUAGGUGCUAGGUACUCUAGCCCUUUAUUGGUUGAUUUCUUGUUAUUUAUUUUGAUUCCAUAAGUUAAAGAAGGGUUACAUUUCACAUUUACAACAUGUGAAGCCUAUGAGAAUUGAACAAAUAAAGAAACGUCAAGAUUAGAAGCUGAAGAAUUUUGUUGAACUCAAAAGAAGCCUAUGCUUGUUCUUAAUAAGAAAAAAGUUCAAAAGGUAGAAUAAGGAAAAUGGUAUUUUUUAUGCUAUCCUAGCCAAGGCCCAAAGUAAACAAAGAUCUAACCCAAUACCAACUGACGAAGUGCCUUGGAAGAGUCCAAGUUGCUGUUUAAUUUUUCAAAUGUUGCAGUGGAGGAUUUAUCCAAUGUGCUGCCACCAAUGUGUGAAGUUUAAUAUACCAUUGAUUUAAUGUAAGGUUCUCAAUUAUCUAACCUACCAACAUGUCAUAUUAAUCUAUUAGAGCAUGCAAUGUUUAAAAUAUAAGUUGAGUUACUUUUGAAUGGGUUUAUUUAGUGAAAGUCUUAGUCCAUGUAUUGUGCUAGCUUUGCUUGCACCUAAAAGGCAUGACAAUUGGCACAUACGUGUUGGUAGCUAUGCAUUUGGUUACUAUCAAGUACAUCUUUUUAGCAUCCAAGUGGUAAUUAUGAAAAAGAGGUACAUGAGUAUACAUAGGCGACAUCUCCUCAAUUCCUAACUAAGCUCCUCUUAUUGUUGUCCCCAACCCUUUUGAUUUACAAACCAAAUGCCAAGUCAGCUGAAUAACAUAGAAUGGAAUGCCUUUAAAGGCGUCAGUACAAGAGGGCCAGAUGGAGGGAUAGAAGUGAAGUAGAUACCACAAAAUCUCUAUAACACUUUUCCUUAAAGAUCAUAACACUUCUCUCUCACUAUACAAUCCAAGGCAUUGUGAGAAAAGCGAUUUGCCAUGCAAUCUAGGAUUACCUCACCUAACUUAAUUUCUCUUCCUCAUUUGACCCACAAAUUGAUGAUCAAACUGAAGUUAAUUGUAGCCAUGGUGAUCUUCUAAAAUGCUUAGUGAUGGCCAUGUUGGCAAUUGGAACCGAUUACUUCCCAUGACCAAAUUUGCUUGUGUUGUUCCAUAUAUGGACCAUAGGGCUCAAUCCUCUUGAAAUUUUUAUUGGUUUGCAACCUUGAAAGCCCAUUGAUUUAAUUCCUUUUCCUUCAAAUGCAAUUUGCUAGUCACGUGAGGGAGGUUCAUAAUGAAAUAUAUGAGAGCAUUGCAGUUGGCUUUGAAACAUACAAGGCUUAUGCUAAUCUCAGGAGACCUUUUGAUGAAUUCAAGGAUGGGGAUAUGACAAUGAUUUCUAUAGGACUUGAGCAUUUUCAAAUGUGGUUUUUUCUUUUUUGAUCAACUACAAAAGACUUAUUAAUUUUAUAAAAGGUAAAUGAGAAGGAUGAGGGGUCCUCCCCACAAUAUGCAACAAACUAAUCUAAGUAUGAGUAAACUCCUCUACUAUGCAAGGAGAAUUAUACAAAAUUGUUUAGUCGACUUAAGGAUAUACAUAGGUGACAUCUCAAUUCCGAACUAAGCUCCUCUCAUUGUGUCCCCAACCUUUUUGAUUUAUGAACAAAUGUUAACUAAGUUGAAUAACAUUGAGUAGAAUGCCUUUAGAGGCAUUGAUACAAGAGUCCUAGAAGAAGGAAUAGAAGUGGCAUGGAUCCCACAACAUCUCUACUGUAUUCCACUUUUGCUCCAAGAUCAUAACAUUUCUUUCUUGUCUCCCAAACCUAAGGCAGUAUGAGAUAAGCGAUUUGCCUUAAGGUGUUGCCUUUGAUAGAACUCCCUAAACCUUUAUAUGAAAUUGUCAUCAUGUCACACAUAGUCGAGGGUGGCAUCUAAUCUAUCUUGGCUAGACUGAAUAACUUGUGUCAUAGCCUUAUAUUGUUAUAGGAUAAUGUAGAAAAAGGUUGUUGAUUGAUUGUCCACUCCCCAUGCAUAAGAUGCACCAAUCAAGACUAAGGGAUUUGUAAGGUCUUCUCAACUAUGGCAUUUCAUUUGUGUUAUCUUCUUGUGUGCCACUAACCAAAACAAAUGUCUUGACCUUAGAUGAGACUUUUGAUUUCCAUAAAAAAUUGUUUGGAGAAAAA
Molecule: messenger RNA, 6603 nt
Organism: Vitis vinifera (wine grape)
Lineage: Eukaryota; Viridiplantae; Streptophyta; Magnoliopsida; Vitales; Vitaceae
Exons: 3
Coding region: 1476-2432 (318 amino acids)
Molecular function (GO): protein dimerization activity
Source: RefSeq, a predicted model, not a curated record